Molecule: messenger RNA, 1239 nt
Organism: Emys orbicularis (European pond turtle)
Lineage: Eukaryota; Metazoa; Chordata; Testudines; Emydidae
Gene: LANCL3
Product: LanC like family member 3
Exons: 5
Coding region: 1-1239 (412 amino acids)
Biological process (GO): peptide modification; carbohydrate metabolic process
Cellular component (GO): plasma membrane
Source: RefSeq, a predicted model, not a curated record
AUGGAGAGCAAGCGCUGCUUCGCCAACCGCUUCGAUGACUACGCGGGCAGCCUGCCGGCCGGGCAGCGCCACGAGGCGGUGGUGCCCUGGGUCGCCUCCACCAUCGAGCGCAUCCUGCAGCAGGUGCCCCCGCUGGAGGGCGGCGCGGCGGCGGCGGGGGGCGGCCUGUACGGCGGGCUGGCCGGGGUGGCCUACAUGCUGUACCACGCCGCGCGCUGCCCGCUCCUGGCCCCGGCCCGGGACACCUACCUGCGGGCGGCCCGGCGCCUCAUCGACGCCUGCGUGCGCUACGAGGAGGAGUGGGGCGAGCCGGACGCCGACACGCGGGCCGCCUUCCUGCUCGGCGGGGCCGGGGUCUACGCGGUGGCCGCGCUCGUCUACCAAGCCCUGGGGCUGCCCGACUUCGGCCGGCUGCUGGGCCGGUUCCGGGAGCUGAGCCAGAUCUGCGCCCCCGUCACUUUCCUGGAGUGCGGCUCCGACGAGCUCUUCGUGGGCCGGGCCGGCUACCUGUGCGCCGCCCUGGUGCUCAAGCAGAAGCUGGGCAUGGAGAUGUUGACCCCAGUGCAGAUCAGAUCAAUUUGCCAGGCUAUAUUAGAAUCUGGGAAGCAGUAUGCUGUGAAGAAGAGGAAACCAUGCCCACUCAUGUACUCUUAUUAUGGAACAGAAUACCUUGGUGCAGCCCAUGGCCUUUCAUCCAUCCUUCAGAUGCUGCUGUCCUAUUACGAGUACCUUCAGCCUGCAGAUCAGGAGCUUGUGUGGCAGAGCAUUGACUUUCUUAUGGACCAAGAACAGAACAGCAACUGGCCUCCUGAACUGGGAGAGACAAUUGAGCGGGAGAAUGAGCUUUUGCACUGGUGUCAUGGAGCUCCAGGUAUUGCAUACCUGUUUGCUAAAGCUUAUCUGAUUUCCAAGAAGCCCCAGUAUCUAGACACUUGUAUCCGCUGUGGGGAACUGACAUGGCAGAAGGGCCUGCUGAAGAAGGGACCUGGAAUUUGCCAUGGAGUGGCUGGUAGUGCCUAUGUGUUCCUACUCCUAUAUAGGCUUACUGGGAACUCUAAAUACAUCUACAGAGCACAAAGGUUUGCAGAGUUCUUAUUUACAGAAGAAUUUAAGGCUGGUUCCCGGGCAUUAGAAAACAUAUAUAGUCUGUAUGAAGGCUUCUCGGGGACUGUGUGUUUCCUGAUUGACUUGCUGCAGCCCAACCAGGCCGAGUUCCCUCUCUUCAGUGUCUUUGUCUAG